This is a messenger RNA of Coregonus sp. 'balchen', 8894 nucleotides long. The record is from the annotation of a GenBank genome assembly. Lineage: Eukaryota; Metazoa; Chordata; Actinopteri; Salmoniformes; Salmonidae.
AUGCGCUCAACAGAUAGCAGUGUGAUCACCAUGACUAAGGACCCAGCCAUCGAGUUAUCCAACGCUGAUGAGGACAAGACUGUACAUUCAUCAGUUGACCCAGAUCAAGCUGUCCCCAUUUCCUCUACAGUCAUGGAAACUGUGGCCAUCACCGAGGAGACUCCUCUGCUGCCCAAAGGUUCUUACAUAUUUGAUUUUGACGACCUUGAUUCAGUCAACCCUUUCCAAACAGGAGCCUCCAAAAUUCAGAAUUCCCCCGUACUUGGAAGAAAGCUGCCAUGCAAUGACCCUCCUCCAGAGGUGGAAGUUGAAGAGCCUGCGGUGAAGGAAAUGGGACCAGCAGCCAUGGUUCAGGUGGCUCAGCCAGUUGUAGAGGCACCUGUCCAGCCAGAGAUGCGAGCUAUUGCACCAUUGUCACUUGCUCCCAAGGAGACGAGCCAGCCCGCUGAAGACUUCAUGCCUCAGCCGGGUGAGGCCGCUCCCAAUGCCGGCCCAGUGAAACUUGAGUUCAAUUUCGAUGAUGGCGGAGAGAUCAAGCGUAAGCCUCUUCCCAAAAGGUUUGGCAAAAGGCCUCCUGGUGUUAAGCCGACAGAGAAAAAGGCAGUACCUGAAGAAAAGAAAGAACCUGCUCUAUCUAAGGAAUCUCCAGUGAAGCCAGCGGUCAGUACUGAUUCUGAUAUUCCUGUUCCAAAAGGCGCGUACAACUUUGAAAAGUUUGAUGACCCACACUUCAAUCCAUUUGGUACAAAUGCAAGAAUGAGUGACUCUAUAGUCUGUAAGGUGAAAUCCAGUCCAGAGGCCAAGGCACCAACCUCAGUCAGGGUGUCUGCCUCCCCUGAUAAAGUGGCAGAGCCUGUUCAGAAAGAAACUGCACCAUGGCCAUCGUAAGUUCAUGUUCACUUUGCUGCCACUUUAAUAUUAUAUCAAAUUAAUUGAUUAAAGGAAGUCUUGAUUUAUAUUUAAAGCAUAAUCAGUUUGGUUGUGAGUGCUGUAUAAAAAUAUAUAACUUAAAUUUAGCUGCACCACUCCAUUAACUGGUGGUGACUCUAUUUUCAGUGUUCUUCCUAGUGCUGGAGACACAAUCUCAAGGACUGAACCGGAUCUUUCUGCCACAAGAGAAGGAAUUGUAAGCCUUUUUAAAACUAGCCAAAGCUCUAUAUCGAUUGUAGUGACUACUUGGGUGACAUUCAUUCUCCAAUCGUAGGACAACAUUCCACAGGAUCAGCAGCUUCAGAUGAAGUCUUGUGAAGUUCAGGAUCCUUCGUCUGGCAAAGAGCAGGAACCUCCAACUAAACCUGACCAACCUUCGCUGAGCACUCUAGAACCCUUCAAACUCUGCCAAUUUGAGCAGAACCCACAGAAUGGCAUGUCAGAAUUUAAUGAGGAGUUUGUUCCUGGAACAACAUGUAAGUCAAAUAACUUUAGGCAUGCAUGUUAGUUGCUGUACAUUUACAUCAUUUAGCAGACGCUCUUAUCCAGAGCGACUUACAAAUUGGUGCAUUCAACUUAUGAUAGCCAGUGGGACAACCACUUGUUAUGGGGUGGGGUAGAAGGAUUACUUUAUACUAUUCCAGGUAUUCCUUAAAGAGGUAGGGUUUCAAGUGUCUCCGGAAGGUGGUCAGUGACUCCGCUGUCGUGGGGGAGCUUGUUCCACCAUUGGGGUGCCAGAGCAGCGAAUAGCUUUGACUGGGCUGAGCGGGAACUGUGCUUUCGUAGAGGUAGGAGAGCUAGCAGGCCAGAGGUGGAUGAACGUAGUGCCCUCAUUUGGGUGUAGGGUCUGAUCAGAGCCUGAAGGUAAGGAGGUGCCGUUCCCCUCACAGCUCCGUAGGCAAGCGCCAUGGUCUUGUAGUAGAUGCGAGCCUCAACUGGAAGCCAGUGGCGUGUGCGGAGGAGCGGGGUGACAUGAGAGAACUUGGGAAGGUCGAACACCAGACUGGCUGAGGCGUUCUGGAUACGUUUUGGGGGUUUAAUGGCACAGGCAGGGAGCCCAGCCAACAGCGAGUUGCAGUAAUCCAGACGGGAGAUGACAAGUGCCUGGAUUAGGACCUGUGCCACUUUCUGUGUAAGGUAGGGUUGUACUCUGCGAAUGUUGUAGAGCAUGAACCUGCAGGAUCGGGUCACCGCUUUGAUGUUAGCGGAGAACGACAGGGUGUUGUCCAGGGUCACGCCUGGGUCACGUUCUUUGCACUCUGGGAGGAGGACACAAUGGAGUUGUCAACCGUGAUGGCGAGAUCAUGGAGCGGGCAGUCCUUCCCCAGGAGGAAGAGCAGCUCCGUCUUGCCGAGGUUCAGCUUGAGGUGGUGAUCCGACAUCCACACUGAUAUGUCUGCCAGACAUGCAGAGAUGCGAUUCGCCACUUGGUUAUCAAAAGGGGGAAAGGAGAAAAUUAACUGUGUCGUCUGCGUAGCAAUGAUAGGAGAGACCAUGUGAGGAUAUGACAGAGCCAGGGACUUGGUGUAUAGAGAGAAUAGGAGAGGGCCUAGAACUGAGCCCUGGGGGACACCAGUGGUGAGAGCACGUGGUGCGGAGACAGAUUCUUGCCACGCCACCUGGUAGGAGCGACCUGUCAGGUAGGACGCAAUCCAAGAGUGAGCAGCGCCGGAGAUGCCCAACUCGGAGAGGGUGGAGAGGAGGAUCUGAUGGUUCACAGUAUCAAAGGCAGCGGAUAGGUCUAGAAGGAUAAGCGCAGAGGAGAGAGAGUUAGCUAUAGCAGUGCGGAGAGCCUCCCUGACACAGAGAAGAGCAGUCUCAAUUGAAUGACCAGUCUUGAAACCUGACUGGUUUGGAUCAAGAAGGUAAUUCUGAGAGAGAUAGCAGGAGAGUUGGCUAGAGACGGCACGCUCAAUAGUUUUGGAGAGAAAAGAAAGGGAUACUGGUCUGUAGUUGUUGACAUCGGAGGGAUCGAGUGUAGGUUUUUUGAGGAGGGGUGCAACUCUCGCUCUCUUGAAGACGGAAGGGACAUGGCCAGCGGUCAAGGGUGAGGUAAGGGAGAAGGUCUCCGGAAAUGGUCUGGAGAAGAGAGGAGGGGAUAGGGUCAAGCGGGCAGGUUGUUGGGCGGCCGGCCAUCACAAGUCGCAAGAUUUCAUCUGGAGAGAGGGGGGAGAAAGAAGUCAAACCAUAGGGUAGGGCAGUGUGAGCAGGACCAGCGGUGGCAUUUGACUUUAUAAAUGAGGAUCGGAUGUCGUCAACCUUCUUUUCAAAAUGGUUGACGAAGUCAUCCACAGAGAGGCAGGAGGAUUCAGCAGGGAGGAGAAGGUGGCAAAGAGCUUCCUAGGGUUAGAGGCAGAGGCUUGAAAUUUAGAGUGGUAGAAAGUGGCUUUAGCAGCGGAAACAGAGGAAGAGAAUGUAGAGAGAAGGGAAUGAAAAGAUGACAGGUCCGCAGGGAGUCUAGUUUUCCUCCAUUUCCGCUCGGCUGCCCAGAGCCCUCUUCUGUGAGCUCGCAAUGAGUCGUCAAGCCACGGAGCAGGAGGGGAGGACCGAGGUGGCCGGGAGGAUAGGGGACAUAGUCAAAAGAUGCAGAAAGGUAAUGUCGACUUGACUAGCUUUUUUACUAACACUUAUCCCCCUUUCUCUCCAGUCAUGGCAAGUGACUUUGACGGACAGAUGGACUACCUGGAGCAGUUUGGGUCCAGCAAUGUAAGUUAUUAUCUUUUAUAUACAGUACCAGUCAAACAUUUUGACACCUACUCAUUCAAGGGUUUUUCUUUAUUUUCACUAUUUUCUACAUUGUACAAUAAUAGUGAAGAUAUCAAAACGAUGAAAUAACACAUGGAAUCAUGUAGUAACCAAAAGUGUUAAACAAAUCAAAAUAUAUUUUAGAUUCUUCAACGUAGCCACCCUUUGCCUUGAUGACAGCUUUGCACAUCUUGGCAUUCUCUCAACCAGCUUCAUGAGGAAUGCUUUUCCAACAGUCUUGAAGGAGUUCCCACAUAUGCUGAGCACAUGUUGGCUGCUUUUCUUUCACUCUGCGGUCCAACUCAUCCCAAACCAUCUCAAUUGGGUUAAGGUCAGGGGAUUGUGGAGGCCAGGUCAUCUGAUGCAGCACUCAUCACACUCCUUCUUGGUCAAAUAGCCCUUACACAGCCUGGAGGUGUGUUUUGGGUCAUUGUCCUGUUGAAAAACAAAUGAUAGUCCCACUAAGCGCAAACCAGAUGGGAUGGCGUAUCGCUGCAGAAUACUGUGGUAGCCAUGCUGGUUAAGUGUGCCUUGAAUUCUAAAUAAAUCACUGACAGUGUCACCAGUAAAGCACCAUCACACCACCUAAUGAACUUAUCCUCUGCGGCAGAUGUAACUCUGGGUCUUCCUUUCCUGUGGAGGUCCUCAUGAGAGCCAGUUUCAUCAAAGCGCUUGAUGGUUUUUGUGACUGCACUUGAAGAAACGUUCAAAGUUCUUGAAAUGUUCCGUAUUGACUGACCUUCAUGUCUUAAAGUAAUGAUGGACUGUCGUUUCUCUUUGCUUAUUUGAGCUGUACUUGCCAUAAUAUGGACUUGGUCUUUCACCAAAUAGGGCUAUCUUCUGUAUACCCCCCUACCCUGUCACAACACAACUGAUUGGCUCAAACGCAUUAAGAAGGAAAGAAAUUCCACAAAUUAACAUUUAACAAGGCACACCUGUUAAUUGAAAUGCAUUCCAGGUGACUACCUCAUGAAGCUGGUUGAGAGAAUUACAGUUUUGCACAUUUGGCAUCAAGGCAAAGGGUGGCUAUUUGAAGAAUCUCAAAUAUAUUGAUUUGUUUAACACUUUUUGGGUUACUACAUGAUUCCAUGUGUUAUUUCAUAGUUUUGAUGUCUUCACUAUUAUUCUACAUAGAAAAUAGUAAAAAUAAAGAGAAACCCUUGAAUGAGUAGGUGUCCAAACGUUUGUAUGUAUAGAUACAGUGGGGAGAACAAGUAUUUGAUACUGCCGAUUUUGCAGGUUUUCCUACUUACAAAGCAUGUAGAGGUCUGUAAUUUUUAUCAUAGGUACACUUCAACUGUGAAAGACGGAAUCUAAAACAAAAAUCCAGAAAAUCACAUUGUAUGAUUUUUAAGUAAUGAAUUUGCAUUUUAUUGCAUGACAUAAGUAUUUGAUCACCUACCAACCAGUAAGAAUUCCGGCUCUCACAGACCUGUUCGUUUUUCUUUAAGAAGCCCUCCUGUUCUCCACUCAUUACCUGUAUUAACUGCACCUGUUUGAACUGGUUACCUGUAUAAAAGACACCUGUCCACACACUCAAUCAAACAGACUCCAACCUCUCCACAAUGGCCAAGACCAGAGAGCUGUGUAAGGACAUCUGGGAUAAAAUUGUAGAUCUGCACAAGGCUGGGAUGGGCUACAGGACAAUAGGCAAGCAGCUUGGUGAGAAGGCAACAACUGUUGGCGCAAUUAUUAGAAAAUGGAAGAAGUUCAAGAUGACGGUCAAUCACCCUCGGUCUGGGGCUCCAUGCAAGAUCUCACCUCGUGGGGCAUCAAUGAUCAUGAGGAAGGUGAGGGAUCAGCCCAGAACUACAUGGCAGGACCUGGUCAAUGACCUGAAGAGAGCUGGGACCACAGUCUCAAAGAAAACCAUUAGUAACACACUACGCCGUCAUGGAUUAAAAUCCUGCAGCGCACGCAAGGUCCCCCUGCUCAAGUCAGCGCAUUUCCAGGCCCGUCUGAAGUUUGCCAAUGACCAUCUGGAUGAUCCAGAGGAGGAAUGGGAGAAGGUCAUGUGGUCUGAUGAGGCAAAAAUAAAGCUUUUUGGUCUAAACUCCACUUGCUGUGUUUGGAGGAAGAAGAAGGAUGAGUACAACCCCAAGAACACCAUCCCAACCGUGAAGCAUGGAGGUGGAAACAUCAUUCUUUGGGGAUGCUUUUCUGCAAAGGGGACAGGACGACUGCACCGUAUUGAGGGGAGGAUGGAUGGGGCCAUGUAUUACGAGAUCUUGGCCAACAACCUCCUUCCCUCAGUAAGAGCAUUGAAGAUGAGUCGUGGCUGGGUCUUCCAGCAUGACAACGACCCGAAACACACAGCCAGGGCAACUAAGGAGUGGCUCUGUAAGAAGCAUCUCAAGGUCCUGGAGUGGCCUAGUCAGUCUCCAGACCUGAACCCAAUAGAAAAUCUUUGGAGGGAGCUGAAAGUCCGUAUUGCCCAGCAACAGCCCCGAAACCUGAAGGAUCUGGAGAAGGUCUGUAUGGAGGAGUGGGCCAAAAUCCCUGCUGCAGUGUGUGCAAACCUGGUCAAGACCUACAGGAAACGUAUGAUCUCUGUAAUUGCAAACAAAGGUUUCUGUACCAAAUAUUAAGUUCUGCUUUUCUGAUGUAUCAAAUACUUAUGUCAUGCAAUAAAAUGCAAAUUAAUUACUUAAAAAUCAUACAAUGUGAUUUUCUGGAUGUUUGUUUUAGAUUCUGUCUCUCACAGUUGAAGUGUACCUAUGAUAAAAAUUACAGACCUCUACAUGCUUUGUAAGUAGGAAAACCUGCAAAAUUGGCAGUGUAUCAAAUACUUGUUCUCCCCACUGUAUAUCUCUUUCAUUCCUGUUUGUUUACAUUUUGGGCUUCCUCUAAUUAUUUAUCCUUUAUAUUCAGUUCAAGGAGUCAGCACUGAGGAAACAAUCUCUGUACCUCAAAUUUGACCCCCUCAUGAGAGAGAGCCCCAAGAAGUCUGGCGGCCCAACAGCACUCAACAACCUCCCUCAACCUGCUCCCUUUGCUUCACGGUACUUUACUCUUUUGGUCAUAAUCACAUGGUUUUGUUUUACCCAUCUAACUGGGGGGGGGGGACAAAUGCCUUGUGCGUUCAUCUUUAAAAUGUUAUAGUUGCAAAUAAGAUUUUAAUUUGCCUAGAAUUGAGAGGAUACUUGAUCUCUAGUUUGUGUAUCUUAAAUGAGUUUGCAAUUCAAAGGUGAAUAUCAAGGUGUUUGCGCCAAGUCUGAGGGAGGUUUCUGUCAAUGUGGUUUUAGUGUGGAUACCCAGAAGACUGGAGCCAAGGAGGAGGUGAAUGGACUGAAAUCUGUCGAUCCCAAACUUCUUGAUGUCCCACCACCUGUAAGUUACCGCAGUACUCCUCAAAGAUCCUACUAUAAUAUAGUAAAGCUAAGUAAUGUGGGAAAACUGUUAAAUGGAUGUCUUCUCUCUUUUAGGUUCAGGUUGUUGGUCCUCGGACUCGCGUGCAAAAUUCCCCUAUGAAUCUGGCCUCAACUUUCCCCCAACCAGCCAACACUGAGGAUAACAUCAUAGAGGUGCUUAAAUACAGUCAGCAAGACAUGGAAGCUGCCGUUGCCAAGAUCCAGAAAGAAGUAGGUGUUUGUUUUCCUCAUCCCCUUCAAUCCAGUCAUGAUCCUUUUCAUUUAUAAUGGUUUCUUUUUAUAGGCAAAGGAACAGGAAGAUGAAUGGAAGGCAAAGCAUGACAAGCUAUCUUGGGAUAAUCAUGAAAUGGGGUAAGCAAUAAGCAUUGAAGCUAGUCUUUGGUCACUGAUUCUCAUUUCAGACCUCUUAACAAGUUUAACUGUUGGUUUCUCUGCUUUUUGUUAUUGCAGGAAAAUCAUGUCUGAAUUUGAAGCCACAAUUGCUCAGAUAUUGGGUAGGUUGUAGUAAAGGAAAUUGUCCAAUGUUCAAGAUGAAAAUGAAGGGUAUUCAAAAAUGUUUAAUGUAAAAUGUACAACUUGUCAUGGUUUCCUGCAGCUGAUAAACAAAAGGAGAAGGAGAUGGCCCAGGCUGAGAUCACUAAAGUCUUGCAGGAGAAGGAGCAGGUAUCACAGGACCUGAACACCAUGGAGAGGUCCUUCUCUGAUCUCUUCAAGAGACUGGACAAGUACAAAGAGGCCAUCGAGGGUUACAAAAAGGUUGGAAUUAAAAAGGAUGUCAUGACCUAUGCAUAGGGCCCUGUGUUUUGUGCAACCAUGUGGCAUGCCUAAAUCUGAACCAUUUAUAUGAAAGGUUUUUCACAGACCUGUCCCCUUUUUAUGGUCCAGCACCAUCCUCAGACAAUUGCGUUCAUUUUUGGUGUAAUUAUCAUUUCUGGAGGAGGCUUAAAAUACAGGAUAAAAUCUUGCUAUGACACAUGAUUGCGCAAAACACUUUGGUGCAGGAAAGUAACAUUGUUGUGAAGGAUGAUGCUGAAUUGAUGUAGGUCUAUGACUUUGCUUUGCCAACCUCAUGACUUUUGGUUUUAAAUGUGUGUGCCACUAAGAAUGAAGAGAUGCUGAAGAAAUGUGCUGAAGAUUACCUGGCUAGGAUCAAGAAGGAGGAGCAGCGCUACCAGACCCUGAAAGCCCAUGCAGAGCAGAAAAUUGGCCUGUAAGACUCAAACUAUACUUUUUUGUGCAAAGUACAGCCGGUUACAGAAUUGUGUAUUGUUGCUGGCCUUUGUGUAGUCUCACUUGGCUGAAUAUUACAUAUAUAUAUUUUUUUUUCAGGGCGAAUGGAGAAAUUGCAGAGGUUCGCUCCAAACUAAAGUCGGAGGUCUCUGCACUUCAGGCCCAGCUGCGCAGGGAGCAGCUAAAGGCCCAGUCACUGGAGAACAGCCUUGACCAGAAAGUAAGUCCACCUCAGUCUGAAGUCCAUGAGGCUGCCUCUAUCAGGGUUUUUUGGCAUAAUUUGUUCAGGAAGGUUUUGCUCUUAUCAGAUUUUCCCUUCUUGCUUUUUUCCUGUCCCCUCAGGUAAAAGAGACGGAAGAACUCACCAAUCUUUGUGAUGAGCUAAUCGCGAAAGUCCAGAAGGGCUGAGUUGAACUGCAUGUCUGUCCUUGUCUUUAUUGCUGUACUGUAGUUUAGAUUUUUAAACAACAAAUCUAAACGUGCUCUUCCUGAUGAAUAUCGCUUUGUAAAUGUUUUGCUGCUCUUGAUUGGAGAUCGAGCAAUGGCUCAUCUACUGAUUCAUAUUUUGUUUUAUCAAUGUCGGUCUUGUCCAUGUCUGUGUAUUACUGUAAUAAUAAA